Melanaphis sacchari is the source of this 1954-nucleotide messenger RNA. RefSeq names its product piggyBac transposable element-derived protein 4-like. Bases 38 to 1954 code for a protein of 638 amino acids. The record is from RefSeq and is a predicted model, not a curated record. The transcript is spliced from 3 exons. Lineage: Eukaryota; Metazoa; Arthropoda; Insecta; Hemiptera; Aphididae.
AAUUAUUAAUUAGUAAUAAUACUUUAUAUACUUCACUAUGGAUCAUAAUAUUAACGACGAUGAAAUCGUUCAGUUAUUAAUGGAUGAAUUUGCGGAGAACAGUGGCUCUGAACUUGAUGAAAAUGAUUCCGAUGAUGAUGAAACAGAUGAUUUAAAUAAAAUGUAUACAAAUUUGUCUCCGGUUGUACCUGAAUUUUAUAACUACGUUGAUGCUUUUGAUCAAUCAAACCUUGAACAACACAAUGAUGUUAUGGAAUACAAUGAAAAUUUGGCUAUUCCGCUUGAUGUGGAACAGCCUAACACUGAAGCACAUACGUGGGGAUUCGAAAGCGAUGAGGAAGAUGAAGAUCGUCCAAUGCAUGUACCACCAGCACUUGAUAGAUUACCUGUGAGUCACAGAAGACAAGGAGCUCUUCCAAAGUGGCGACAAAAAAAUUCAAAGCCUAAACCACAUCCAUUUACUGGUAAUCAAUACAUUACAAAUGAAGUAAACGAAAACUCCACUGAGCUAAAAUGUUUUCAAUUAUAUUUCCCACAAUUUAUUGUUAAACUUAUAAAAAAAGAAACAAAUAGAUAUGCAUUUUCAGUUAUUCGUUCCCUAAAAAGACGAAACGUUAUAAAAAAAAAUUCAAUUUGGCAUAAGUGGAAACCUUUAACUAUUUCCGAAGUGUAUAAAUUUUUUUCAAUAAUUUUGCAUAUGAGUUUGGUAGAAAAACCACAUAUUAAAGAUUAUUGGUCAACUAACCCUGUCUUACAAACGACAUACGCUUCUAAACUUAUGAAAAGGGAUAGGUUUAUUAGUAUUUUUUCUAUGCUACACAUAGCAAAUAAUGAUAAAUAUGUUCGCAAAGGUCAACCUGGAUAUGAUUCCUUAUAUAAAAUUAGAUCAUACGUAAAUUUUUUAAAUGAUAAAAUGUCAAAAUUAUAUUAUCCUGGUCAAAAUAUUACUGUAGAUGAAGGGGUGUGUCCUUUUCGUGGAAGAGUUCAUUUUAGAGUUUAUAUGAAAAAUAAACCCGAAAAAUAUGGCAUGAAAUUAUUCAUUGCUUCUGACCCUCUAACAGGGUAUACAUUAAGUUUCGAGAUUUAUUCUGGUAAGGGAGAGGAAAAUAAUUCAAUUAUACCCCUAUAUAGUCGAUUAUUAAAACAGUAUUUUAACAAAGGUCAUACUAUUUACAUGGAUCGAUUUUACACAAGUCCUAUGGUGUUGGAGUAUCUUUGGGAUAAUAAAACGAAUGGUGUAGGAACGGUGAUGGCAAAUCGUAGAGGACUUCCAAAAGAUAGUGUAGUUAACGCGAAGUUAAAAAAAGGUGAAAUGGCUUUUGCUAGGAAUGGUCCACAAAUUUGUAUUAAAUGGAAAGACACAAGAGACGUUCUUAUUAUGUCAACAUGUCACUCGGCUGACAUGGCACCUGUCACUGUAAAAGCUAGAGGAGGUCCAAUACAAAAAUUUAAGCCCGUGUCCAUCAUCGAUUAUAAUAAAUUUAAAACGGGAGUAGACCAUGGUGAUCAAAUGAUUACCUACUACCCCUUCAAACGAAAGACAUUAAAAUGGUGGAAAAAAAUGUUUUUUUAUUUAUUUAAAGUCAGUGUUGUCAAUAGUUUUAUUAUAUAUAAACAUUAUGCCAUACAGAAUAAAAAUCCCUGUUUGAAAACGUUUAUGCUCAAUCUCUGUCAACAAAUGUCCGAGAAAUCAGGUGAAGUAAUUGAGACUGGAACAGGAUAUGAGACAACUAAUGUUGAUAGGCUUAUUGGUAGACAUUUUAUAAAAAAAAUUCCACCCACACCAAAAAAGUCUAACCCUCGUAGAACGUGCAAAGUGUGCUCCAAAAAAAUUAAAACAGGAAAAUUAGAUAGGUGUAAAAAAGAAACCUCGUACUAUUGUCCAAUUUGUAAUGUGCCACUUUGCAUUGAAAACUGUUUUGAAGUUUACCACACGAAAAAACAAUAUUGGUAA